This is a messenger RNA of Carlito syrichta (Philippine tarsier), 2113 nucleotides long. It is a transcript of the gene GTPBP8, whose product is annotated as GTP binding protein 8 (putative). Bases 76 to 930 code for a protein of 284 amino acids. The transcript has 6 exons. The record is from RefSeq and is a predicted model, not a curated record. Gene Ontology annotation, molecular function: GTPase activity; GTP binding. Gene Ontology annotation, cellular component: mitochondrion. NCBI's taxonomy places the organism in Eukaryota, Metazoa, Chordata, Mammalia, Primates, Tarsiidae.
CGGCGGCGGAGUUCACGCACGCGCAGGCCAGACCCUGGGAAUACGGUUCCUCUGCGGGCCUUCUGGGAAAGGAAAAUGGUGGCGCCCGGUCUGCGGCUGGGAGCGGAAAGGUUUCUUGAGACGCCUGCGGUGCUGGGGCGUCUGAGCCGCCCUUAUAGCAUGUCCCAAACCUUGGCUGAGGUACUACAGCUGCCGAAGAAGCAGCUGACGAAGUUGCUGUACCCGCUGCAAGAACUCGAGCGGCACCUCGCCCCGGACACGGGGCCCGACCUUCACCUGAGGAUCUUCGACCCGAGCCUGGAGGACAUUGCGAGGGCGGAGAGCAUCUUCACAGCCACGGUCCGGAACCGCAUCGAUUACCUCAGCUCCGCUGUUCGUAUCGACCACGCCCCGGACCUGUCCCGACCCGAGGUUUGUUUUAUAGGCAGAAGCAAUGUUGGAAAAUCAUCCCUAAUUAAGGCUUUAUUUUCACUGGCCCCUGAAGUUGAAGUCAGAGUCUCCAAAAAACCAGGACACACAAAGAAAAUGAAUUUUUUCAAAGUUGGAAAAUAUUUUACAUUGGUGGACAUGCCAGGUUAUGGCUAUAGAGCACCUGAAGAUUUUGUUGACAUGGUAGAGACCUAUCUAAAAGAACGAAGGAAUUUGAAGAGAACAUUUUUAUUGGUGGAUAGUGUUGUUGGAAUUACAAAAACAGACAAUAUUGCCAUAGAAAUGUGUGAAGAAUUUGCAUUACCCUAUGUGAUGGUAUUAACAAAAAUCGACAAAUCUUCUAAGGGACAUCUUUUAAAACAAGUGCUUGAGAUCCAGAAAUUUGUUAAUACGCAUACACAAGGAUGUUUUCCUCAGUUGUUUCCUGUAAGUACUGUGACCUUUUCUGGAAUCCAUCUAAUGAGAUGCUUUAUAGCAAAUAUAACAGGAAAUCUUGACUAAUGGCUCCCAGUUUAACUGAAGAUUCAAAAAACCGCAUCAUGCCAACUGGAGAUAAAUAGAAGAAUUUCAACAUUGUUUAAAACGUUGUGCAUCUGUAACUUCAGGAGGAUCAUUUCGUUUUUAAACCCUGCACCUUCCCAAAGUAAAGAUGAAUUUGUGCCUGGGAUAAAAAACAGUUUCUAAAUAAUUGAAUUAUGCUGUUCAUUGAAACAGAUACUGUUUUUCCCAUUUUGACAAACUGACAAGAGCAUAUAGAAACCCAUAAAAUGAAAACCUAUUACUACUAUAUAGAGAAUGGUUGACCACGUUAUUUAUUGGGCUUUGUCUUUUAAAGAAAAUGUGUAUUAUUUUUUUUUGUUGUUUUAAAGUAGACUAGGUAAAGGGGACUGCUUUUUUUUCUAAGCAUUGAUAGGUAAGUAGAAGGAUAAAUGUUCCCAUAAUCUUUUUUUCAAGUCAUUAUUUGAAAAUUGAAAAAAUAUAAAGUUUGUCAGCCCAUGUUGGAAACACCCAGAAGACCAUAAUUCAAGUUCAAAUUCUGGUAUUUAUCACAUGUUGGACUUUGGGCAACAUACAUGAUUUCUCUGAACUUCAUUUGUAACUGUAACCUUGAAAGCUAUUAAGAUUAAUAUGGUUUUACAUAGUAGGCAAUAUAUGUGAGAAAGACAGCUACAUAUUUGUAAAGCCAACUAACCAAAGAAAUAUAGCAAAAUGCAGGGGUAGAUUUACCACAGGAAGGAUCCUGUCACAGGGAAGUAACAUUUUCUCUAGUGAAAAACAAACAAAACCCAGAAACUAGCUUUAAGUAAGAAAUCUAAUUUGCAAAGGGCAAGAGAAAAAAGUUGGUGAGAUGGUUUAGACUUGGUACAUUAAGAUUCACAAUGGAAAGAUAAAGCCUUUGAACUGAAGUUAAUGGAAAAGAUUUUUUGAAGGUGCCACUCACUGUUUAUGUAAGUGGCUUUGCUUUUCAAAGUGAGGCUGAAUAUUAAGAGGUUAUAGCUAUAUUACUAGAUAAAAAAUAAAUGCUGUGAACCAGUUUUAUGGCUUUUUUUAGAAACUUAUUUCUGAAUAUUUUCAUUUGUUUUAUAGUUGAUAGAAUUGGUCUAUUUUAUUCUAACCAGCAGUGUUUUAAGCCCAAAAAAAGGAUGUUUUAACAUUGGCAUGCACAAAGUAAAAUAUAUAGUGG